AUGGCUUCCCUCAACCUCUCCAUAAACGGCCCGUCCAUCAAGAAGGAAUAUAGCUCGGUAGUGGACGCUGCUGUACCUGCUUCCGGCUCGCCUACCUUUGCAAAAUGGGCUCUAUUUGCUGUUCAGACGCCUCUUGUCAGCGUUUUUGAGUCAUCCGGAAGCAAUGAAAGCGUGCUCAAGGUAGAGAGCACUGGCGAGGGCGAACUUAGUGAGCUAUUCGAAGACUUCAGCGAGGGACGCGUUCAAUUCGGUUUCCUCAAGGUCAAGGACUCCAACUCUGGUCUGCCCAAGCAUGUCCUCAUUGCUUGGUGCGGCGGUGGCGUCCCCGAGCGAACAAAAGGCUACUUCACCAGCCACCUCAAUGCCGUUUCCAAGGUCCUCCACGGAUACCACGUCCAGAUAACCGCUCGAUCCGACGACGAUCUCGACCCCGAUGCUCUCAUGCGCAAGGUUGCCGAUGCCUCUGGCGCCAAGUAUGCCGGCGGUCCCGCCACUGGCGCUUCCCGAGCACCUCCUCCUGUCAAGUCGAAGCCCGUCUUUUCGCCAUCCAACCUGAGCGCUGGUCGCUCCGUGAACCCCCUCGUUGCUGCUCGCUCUCGCAGAGAUGACAAUGUCGAUGACGACGGCUGGGGUGCCGAUGCCCCCCCCGUGACCCGUACCCAAGUGGAAAGGGUCGAGUCGGCUUACAAGCCCACCAAGGUUGAUAUGCCUAGCCUCUCUCGCCAAAGCGAGCCCUCCCGAUACACACCUACCACCCAGCAGCAGAACAGAGAUGUUAUUGGCGGUAGCUAUCAGCCCGUCGGCAAAGUUGAUAUUGCCGCAAUUCGCGCCCAAGCUAAGGAGCAACGUGAUGACCGACCUACGGUCGUCAAAGGCGCUUAUGAGCCUGUUGGCAAGGUAGACAUUGCUUCCAUUCGCGCAAAGGCACAGAAACCAGCAUCUGAGCAGCCUGUAGAGGAGGAGGCUCCGAAGCCGCUUGCUGACCGCGCCGCUGCCUUUUCGCAGCCAACCCAAUCCGAGAGACUGACGUCAAUGCCCAAGCCCAAGGUUGCUAACAAGUUUGGCGGUGGCAGCUUCUCAGCUACCAAGGCGCCUACACCAGGUGCCCUUGGUCUCCAGGGCCCUGUUGCCAACGCAGCCUCUGCUCCCGUCACAACUACCAGUCGGACUUUUGCCAAUGAAGGCGGCAAGACCCCUGCCCAGCUUUGGGCCGAGAAGAAGGCGCGCGAGAGUGGCGGUGGCGCCGGAGUGGCAUCCCCAGUGUCCCCAGCAUCCCCUCCACCGAUCAACCAACAAAAGAGCGGCAAUGCUGAAUGGAAGAGCGGGUACGCUGGCAAGUCUUGGGCAACGGUACAGACUCCGGCUUUUGGACGCGGCGGUGCUGAGACUGUCCGUGGUAAUGACCAGGCCAUUCCUGAAGACGAGCAGCCUCGCAGCGGGCAAGACGAGCCAGCCGGAGGAGUUUCUGCCCUGCGCGAUCGCUUCAAGGGCGCCACACCUAUGGGUGGAGCACCACCUGUCCCUGGCGCCGCUCCUGGAUACAGAGACGAGCAAGAAGAGGAGGAGGCGGCCCCUCCUCCUCCCCCUCCUGGUUCUCGUCCCUCUGGUGGAUUUGCCCUGCCUGGCCUGCCCACACGCCCGCCACCUGUCGAUGACGAAGAGGAGGAAGAGCCCGAACGUGAACCGUCUCCCAUCCGCGUCGCGCAACCCGUCGCCCGUGAAGCCGAACAAGUCCGCGCUCCCGCACCCCCGCCUGCUCCCGUCCCUGUAGCUCGCGAGCCUACGCCAGAACCGGAACCGCAACCGGAACCUGAGCCUGAACCUGCGCCGGCGCCCCCUCCCGCGCCUGUAUCUCGCCAAUCUGCGCCUCCUCCUGCACCGGCUCCUGCGGCCGGCGGAGCCUCCCAGCGCGCUGUUAUCCUGUACGACUACGAAAAGGACGAGGACAAUGAGAUUAACCUGGUCGAGGGCGAGAUCGUGACAGAUAUCGACCAGGUCGAUCCCGACUGGUGGAUAGGCACCAACGUGCAUGGCGAGAACGGCCUCUUCCCCAGCAGUUACGUCGAGCUCAUCGAGGAUGACGGAGCGGCAGCUGGUGCCGCCGCCCCGCCACCCCCGAGCGCCCCUGUCCCAGCUGCCACACCCGCACCCGCGCCGGCUCCGGCUGCUCCAGCCGCGGCCGCGGCCGCUUCAUCCGGAUCUACCGCCACCGCUCUUUACGACUACGAAGCCGCCGAGGAUAAUGAAUUGUCCUUCCCGGAAGACGCCCAAAUCACAAACCUCGAGUUCCCCGACGACGACUGGUGGUUCGGCCACUACAAGGGCGACUCGGGCCUCUUCCCCGCCAACUACGUCCAGCUCAACCAGUAG
Messenger RNA from Cordyceps fumosorosea ARSEF 2679, 2370 nucleotides. RefSeq lists its product as hypothetical. Gene Ontology annotation, biological process: regulation of actin filament polymerization. Lineage: Eukaryota; Fungi; Ascomycota; Sordariomycetes; Hypocreales; Cordycipitaceae. The record is from RefSeq and is a predicted model, not a curated record. Gene Ontology annotation, molecular function: actin filament binding. Gene Ontology annotation, cellular component: cortical actin cytoskeleton; site of polarized growth; actin filament. The coding region runs from base 1 to 2370 and encodes 789 amino acids. The transcript has 3 exons.